This is a messenger RNA of Leishmania braziliensis MHOM/BR/75/M2904, 1293 nucleotides long. RefSeq lists its product as hypothetical. The transcript has a single exon. Gene Ontology annotation, biological process: proteasome-mediated ubiquitin-dependent protein catabolic process. Gene Ontology annotation, cellular component: nucleus. The record is from RefSeq and is a predicted model, not a curated record. Gene Ontology annotation, molecular function: ubiquitin binding. The coding region runs from base 1 to 1293 and encodes 430 amino acids. NCBI's taxonomy places the organism in Eukaryota, Euglenozoa, Kinetoplastea, Trypanosomatida, Trypanosomatidae.
AUGAGCGACAUGGAUGUGGUGGCUAAUUUCGUGGUCAUGACGGGGGCUACAGAGGAUCAAGCCAUCCACUACCUUUCCACCUACGACUUCAACUUGGAGGAUGCUGUCGUGGCGUUUCAGGUAGAUAAUUCUCAUACCUCGCCGCGACACGCACAAGAGGACUCUCCACACCACACCAGCAUCGACACGGGCUCACCCCUGAGUGCGCCAUCGCCGGCGUCGCAUCAAGUGGAGGGCCUUACGUUCCCCCGGGCCCCUCAGCGUCCACCAACGCCACCACUGCAGCGAGCACUUGCUUCCUCGACGGCCGAAGCGAUACAGCGCCUCUUCGCCCGCCCCGACUACGUAGUGGGUAGCGACAGAGUCGCCUUCGACGCGGAGUGCGAGAAGGCCGCGUUGCGCCACUGCUGGGUUGUUGUGUCUGUCGUGGACAACUCGUUCCCCUGCGAGUGCUUUACGCGUGACAUCUGGGCCAGUGACGCCAUGCGCUCCCUCACCAGCGGCAGCGUGUUUUGUUAUGAAAUUAACGUCACGCACACCCGCGGCAUGGCCCUGGCGGAGAAGUAUAACGUCGACAGCGGACACCUGCCCCGCAUGUUCAUGGUCGAUCCGGUGACUCAGUUCAAGGUGCAAGAGCUGCCGCUCAUCUCCUCUGAGGUGUGGCAGUUCGACAGCGCCAUGGUGGUGGACGCCAUCAUGCUCUUCAUUACUAACCACGACCCCCCGCACGAUCCGUUUGCCAGCCCGGAUGAUCAGCCGCAAAAUGACGCCGGAGGUGACGGUGGUGGUAACGCGGGCUCGACAUCCGCGGGUGCAAACAUAACGCCGCCGGUCGUGAUAGACGUGAACAAGGAAGACAGCGAGGCCGAGAUGGCGUCGCCUUCGACGAUUUCGGGAACCUCCACCGUCCCAGUCGCAGCCGCCGCAAGUACGGUGGAGGUUCCCGAGGCAGCCCAAGUCACCGCACCCUCCCCGGUGACGCUGGACGAGUACACAGUUCCGGAGGGCACCACUGUCGAUGCAGUCAACGUCUUUCGGCUGCGCUACCGACUGCCGCAUUCGUCUUCCACUCUGCAGCUGCGCCCUGACACACCGGUAGCGAGGCUCAUUGACUACCUGGCGUAUCUCUUGUACACGGAGGACACCACGCGCUACUCGGUCCCGCCGAGCAUUAGCAUUUUUAGUGGGUUUCCUCCGAAGAACAUGACUGCCGGGGAGAUGCAGGGCGUCACGCUGAGCACGUGGACUGGCGUGCGAAGCGGCGAUGUCUUGAUGGUCCGUGUGAAUGCGUGA